Molecule: messenger RNA, 1479 nt
Organism: Pieris macdunnoughi
Lineage: Eukaryota; Metazoa; Arthropoda; Insecta; Lepidoptera; Pieridae
Source: the annotation of a GenBank genome assembly
AUGGCGAAAAUCCGGAAUCUUCUUAACAUAUCGUAUUGCCGAUAUUACUGUGUCCAACGAGCUAAGAAAAAAGUUCCAAUUAUUUCAUGCAAACGGCCAGAAUACAAUCAUUUUGAUGGACAAACGUACGGAAAGUUUGAGGUUAUAAAGCUUGCAUCUCAAGGUUGGUUACAUCCCAAAUCCAAGAAUGACUACUUCACAAUAUACGGAGAGACUAAAAAAACGGAGACAUCUGUUUAUAGAAAGAGCUUUGAGGAAAUUGGAUUAUCCGAGGAGUUGAUCGAUGUCGUAUCGCAGCAAGGAUAUACUUUGCCGACUGCAAUUCAAGCGAGAUCUUUUUCGCCUAUCAUGCAAGGUUUUAAUACUGCGAUUACAGCUGAAACAGGAUGUGGAAAAACAUUGGCAUAUUUAUUACCGAUAUUACAACAAAUAGCAUCUUGGAAACCACAUAUUGCAGAGGAAUUUAACAGUCCUUUAGCUGUUGUUAUUACGCCCAGUAGAGAAUUAGCUUCUCAACUAGGUGAAAUAGCUCAAAAUAUCUCAGAGCAUUUAAACAUUAAUGUCUCCACACUAGUAGGUGGUAAGACAAAGAAGAAAAUAAUAGACCCACCUAUUGAAUAUACUGAUCUUAUGAUUGCAUCAUUGGGAGCAUUUAGCAAACUAGUUACAACUGGAAUUAUCAAAAUACAUAAUGUACACCAUGUUGUAUUAGAUGAAGCAGACACAUUGCUUGAUGACUCUUUUAUAGAAAAAUUGGUUGCUUUAAUGAAGAAGUUUAGAAUUCAUUACAAAUGUGAAAUGAAAGCUCCACCAGAAGGAUGUCAGAUUACCCUAGUGAGUGCAACACUACCCCAUGAGUUACCUGAAUCAGUUAGUGCCUUCAUGGAUCCUCAAUCGUUACGAACAGUUGCCACAGACAAAAUUCACAGGAUAUUACCCCACAUCCCUCAUAAAUUUAUUCGCCUUGGCAAAGCCCAAAAGCCAGGAGAGUUGUUGAAGCUUGUUCAAGCAGACUUAAAUUUAAAACGUCAAGUAAUGGUAUUCUCAAAUAAGACGUCUACUUGCGAUUUUGUCUCAAUGUUUCUUAAUGAGAAUGGCAUAAAAUGCUUAAAUAUUAAUGGAAAGAUGGCUGUCCCACUCAAAGCUGGAAAUAUGGAUUUGUUCAAAAGUGGAAAAGUUCAGGUCAUAUCAAGUACCGACGUAGCUUCACGUGGGUUAGAUACUACAGGGGUUAGUCAUAUAAUAAAUUACGACUUCCCUCUCUACACAUCUGAUUACAUCCAUCGCUGUGGCCGGACUGGACGACUCGGGUCACCCCAAGAUUCUUCUGUGACUAACUUUGUAGCGUGGCCAAGGGAAGUACAACUAGUUCAAAAGAUUGAAGAAGCAGUUAGAAGAAACAAUGAAUUGCCAAAUGUAAAUGCGAAUAUUAAAAGGCAAAUUACUAAUAGAAUAAUGAAAAUGAGCGGAGUUGCAUAG